UAGUCAUGGCGUGCGGAAUAUCCAAGGAUAAAUACCCACCACGGGUCUUUGGAAACGAAGUUGAAGGACAGAGAAAGGAGCUAGCUAGCCACAAGAGUGUAGUAAGUGCCUAGCAAACUUUACUAGUGCAUUCUUCUUCUUCUACCAUCCUUUUGUUUUGCCACAAAACAAGACUCCAUAUAACAAAUCAAGAUGGUAAGAGCUCCUUGUUGUGAAAAAAUGGGACUGAAAAAGGGUCCUUGGGCUGCUGAGGAAGAUGAAAUCCUCACAUCAUACAUCCAAAAACAUGGCCAUGGCAACUGGCGUGCCCUUCCAAAGCAAGCAGGCUUGUUAAGGUGUGGGAAGAGCUGCAGACUGCGCUGGAUUAACUAUUUGAGGCCUGAUAUCAAGAGAGGGAAUUUCACAGCCGAAGAGGAGGAAUCAAUCAUUAAGCUGCAUGAAAUGCUUGGGAACAGGUGGUCAGCAAUUGCAGCAAAAUUACCAGGAAGAACAGACAAUGAAAUAAAAAAUGUGUGGCACACUCAUUUGAAGAAGAAGCUGCCAAAAACAGAACACCAACAACAACCAAGCUCAAAACCCAAAAUUAGAGUCUCUAAAUCGAAAAUUAAACGCUCUGAUUCCAAUUCCAGCACCAUAACUCAAUCAUCAGAACCUGUUACUCUUAGUUUCCGUGACAUGGAGUCUUCAUCAGCAUGCACUACAACAACUUCUAGUGAUUUUUCAUCAGUCACUGUUGGUGAUGAGAGCCAAAAAAAUGCUAAAAGUGAAGAAGAUACAGAGUCUAUGGAGACAAUGCCUGAAAUUGAUGAGAGUUUCUGGUCAGAAGCAGCUAUGGAUGAUGAAAUUGAAACCCCCUCAUUGCCAUCUUUGACAGUCUCAAAUGAAUUACCACUUGAAGAACCAUUUAAUUAUGAUGAAACUUUCAAGCAGAGCUAUGGCUCUAAUUCAAACUUUGAUGAUGGCAUGGAUUUCUGGUAUGACAUAUUCAUCAAAACUGAGGAUCCAGUAGAACUGCCCGAGUUCUGAAUUUGUCACAAGCAUGAUCAAUGAGGGUAUUAUUAAAUUGGGGAGAUCAUAGAUUAGUUUUAAUGACAUGGUAACUCGAAUUUGACCGUUUGACAACAUUAUUAUCAUGUUUGGAUCAACUAAUUUAUCCUCAGAAUCAAUUCAACCUCGAGAAGCUACCCACGUAAGCUUCUCCGGCUACUUAUAUGGAAAAGGGAGUGCAAGUGAAAUACUGACUUUUUUUUUCCUUCUUUUAUGUAUACUGUGCAAAUCAGCAAGUCUCUCUAACUUUUUUUGCUUUUCUACAAAUUAGUGUUUAGUUAGGUCAGAGUUAAUUGAUUGUAAUACUAAUAAAUGAUGUACUUUUAUGAUGAAGUGUUCAAAAUUCUCAUGCCC
Messenger RNA from Lotus japonicus, 1401 nucleotides. Its product is annotated as transcription factor MYB30-like. NCBI's taxonomy places the organism in Eukaryota, Viridiplantae, Streptophyta, Magnoliopsida, Fabales, Fabaceae. The record is from RefSeq and is a predicted model, not a curated record. The transcript is spliced from 3 exons. The coding region runs from base 193 to 1026 and encodes 277 amino acids.